Molecule: messenger RNA, 916 nt
Organism: Danio rerio (zebrafish)
Lineage: Eukaryota; Metazoa; Chordata; Actinopteri; Cypriniformes; Danionidae
Gene: hcst
Product: hematopoietic cell signal transducer
Biological process (GO): regulation of immune response; positive regulation of phosphatidylinositol 3-kinase/protein kinase B signal transduction
Cellular component (GO): membrane
Molecular function (GO): phosphatidylinositol 3-kinase binding; signaling receptor binding
Source: RefSeq, marked validated
CGGAAGUCUGUUGACACAGCUAUUAAGAUGUCAACCGUUUAAAUGAAUCGCAGCACAUCACUUGGGUGAUCGCGGAAAAAAGUGCUAAACAGGAAAUGACAAAGAAAGGGCUUCUAGUGUUUCUCCUCUCUCUGAUUGUCAUGGUCAGAGCUGAUGGAGACAAGUACUCAUGUUUUGGAGUGAGCUCAGGGACAGUAGCAGGUAUUAUUUUCGCUGAUGUUGCAGUAACGGUCCUCAUUGUUACCACCACCUACUGGUACGCUAGCAAGCGCAGACAGAAGAAGGAAAACGCUGAUGAAGUCUACAUGAAUGUUAGAGCAAACUGCAAAACAUGAAGAUCUUUGGCAGACUGACGUCAACAAUGGAAAACUAAGUGACUGACAGUGGAUAUUAUAAAACAUAAUGAUUUAACACCGUUUCAAUACACAACUUUUAUCAUAGUGGCCUUGUGAAUUAGACAAAGUUUUCUAAUUUACUCUACUGUAAUUGUCUGACACUUAUUUAAAACAAUUUGGAAACAUUAAGAUUUUUUUUUAAGAGUUUAUUUUAUUCAAGGUAAAUUUGAUCAAAACACAGUAAAACAUUAGUAUUACAACAUAUUAUUUAAAAAAAAAAAAUCUUGUUUUCUUAUUUGCACAAAUAUAUGAAGCUGAACUGAACAUUAAUGACAAGAACCUGAUGAAAGAUCGAACUCCCGUGAUAACUGAUCAUAACAGAACAGAAACUGUAAGAUGAAUUUCUGAAGCAUCACGUGACACUGACAUUUAGCACUUAAGGUAUUUUAGAUAAUGUUUGACAAUAUUGCUGUUGUCCACAAAAAAAAGAUACAAACCUUAACGUUUACAGACAUUUGACUCGCACUGUAAAUCACUCAAUAGACAUUUCAAUUGAUUCAUUUAUUUUUUUAAUGAAAGUA